CAAUCAGAGACUGUGAAAUCGUCAUGGAUAUUGUAAUAACAAAUACAUUAGAUGCGAAACUGGAAUUUGAUGAGACAACAACUAUUAUUUACUCUAAUCAAAAAUACAACAAAAUAAAAUAAAAUGGCUAUCAAGAAAGUACAGAAAGCUUGGCGACAACUGAGAAUGUUAUUCUCCAAGAAACAAACAAGUAGCAAGGGAGUUGGAACUGAUUUGUCAAUCCCGGAGCACUGCCAAACUGAGAAUGUGUUCACUUUCGUAGUGCAGAAUAGGUUAGCAGAAGCAGUCGCUGAAAGAGAUACUUUGAGAACAGAGAAAGACCGUAUGGAAAAAGAUUUGGAGAUGGAACGACAGACAGUUGGCAGAGCUCAAAAGGAAAUAGAUGAACUGAAAAAAGAACUUACAUUGCUGAAAGACUUGGUUGAAAGUACCUUAAACAUUGCUUAUUUGAUUGAUGGGUCAGAUGGCGAUAAAGCGGAUAAACUGGAUCAUCAAAGCCCUGUAAUAUCUGACGCUGCAGCGAUAGCACCAGUACUUUUAUCAUAAUCAUAUAUUUGAACUAUUCAUGAAUACACAUGGCAGGGAUAAUAUGGCGUCCAGACAAAGUGUGCCAUGAGUGUCCUGUUGAUAGUUACACAUUUAAAUUCAAUGGACAUCUUAGCGCGAGUGCUACACAACUUAGACACAAGACAAUAGCACACAGGAACUAAUGAAUAUUUAUGAACAAAACUAAACUCACUCUAAAUAUGCAUUACAGAUCCGAAGAACAAACGAUGUCAUAUUUAAACAGCGCAACAUCUUAAUUAUUUGAACGAGAAUUGUAUAUUAAUUGUAUAUAUUGUAAAUAAAUUGUAUAUAUUGUAAAUAAAUUUCGAAAAA
Molecule: messenger RNA, 879 nt
Organism: Owenia fusiformis
Lineage: Eukaryota; Metazoa; Annelida; Polychaeta; Sabellida; Oweniidae
Source: the annotation of a GenBank genome assembly